AUGGGACCUCUAGCUAGGGAAGAGAGUGACCAAAGGGAGAACUUGUUUCAUGCAAGGUGUAAAAUUAUGGAUAAGGUGUGUUCGUUAAUCAUUGAUGGUGGGAGUUGCAUGAAUGCCAUUAGCCAAUUUUUGGUUGAAAGUAUGAAGUUCCCCACCGACAAGCACACUAGUCGCUAUAAACUCCAAUGGUUCAAUGAAUGUGGUAAGAUGAGGGUCAACAAGCAAGCCAUUAUCAAAUUUGGCAUUGGCAAGUACCAAGAUGAGAUUUUGUGUGAUGUGAUGCCGAUGCAAGCUUGCCAUCUAUUGCUUGGAAGACCUUGGCAAUUUGAUAUUGAUGCCCAACAUAGUGGGAGAACUAACAAAUACUUAUUUGUGGUCAAGGGGAAGAAGUACAUUCUUAAUCUGCUAACCCCUUACCAAGUGAGUGAGGAUUAUAGAGUGAUGGGGGAUCUUCGGGAGAAGUAUCAAAAGGAAGAAAAGGAGAAGAGUGAGAAGGAGGACUUGUUGGUCAUAGGUGGAGACGAAACAUCUCAAGAUGGAACCAAGAAAUGUUUAUUGGCCAAACCAAGUAAUUGCUUAAAAGGGGUUGAUGAGAGACGCUUCUUGGUGUGCCUUGUCAACAAACAUCUUCUCCUAAAUGCUAACCAAGCUACUAGCACUUUACCUAGUAGUAUAUCUUCUCUUUUGCAGGAAUAUGAAGCGUUGCUCCCGAAAGAAAUGCCUGAUGGAUUACCUCCCUUGAGAGGUAUUGAACACCAAAUUAAUUUUGUACCGGGUUCUCAAAUCCCGAACAAGCCGGCAUAUAGGAGCAAAUCGGAGGAAACAAAAGAAUUGAAAAGGCGAGUUGAGGAGCUACUCAAGAAGGGUCUAGUCAAGGAGAGCCUUAGUCCUUGUGCCAUACCGGUGAUUCUUGUCCCAAAAAAAAGAUGGCACUUGGCGGAUGUGCAUUGA
Messenger RNA from Lycium barbarum (goji berry), 951 nucleotides. RefSeq lists its product as uncharacterized. Bases 1 to 951 code for a protein of 316 amino acids. The transcript has a single exon. NCBI's taxonomy places the organism in Eukaryota, Viridiplantae, Streptophyta, Magnoliopsida, Solanales, Solanaceae. The record is from RefSeq and is a predicted model, not a curated record.